Rubroshorea leprosula is the source of this 1837-nucleotide messenger RNA. The record is from the annotation of a GenBank genome assembly. NCBI's taxonomy places the organism in Eukaryota, Viridiplantae, Streptophyta, Magnoliopsida, Malvales, Dipterocarpaceae.
AAAAACUGUUGACCUGGUCACACACUCACAUGGUUUUUUUUUUUUUGUGACUGAGGAGACACUACUCCAUUAAAUACUUAUACCCACAAAGAUGAGCUUCACUUAGGGUGGGUCUGGGUUAACACUAGUUAGAAAUGAAGAUGGCUUCCUUCCAUUCCACCAAGCUUUUGUCUUUUUUGCUUAUCCUGCUUCAUUCUGGAGCUGCAUUUUCUGCGAUUGUCAAGACACUUCCGGGUUACUCCGGCGAAUUACCCUUCACACUUGAAACAGGGUACAUAAGUGUGGGUAAUAUAGAGUUUUUCUACUAUUUCGUUGAGUCGGAAUCAAACCCAGGUGCUGAUCCCCUUCUUCUCCAUCUCAAUGGAGGCCCUGGCUGUUCUGGUUUGAAUGGUUUCUUUUACCAGAUUGGCCCACUGAAAUUCAACAUCACAAAUUACACCGGGGGCCUACCCCAAUUGUUAUACGAACCAAAUACAUGGUCAAAGACAGCCAACCUCAUAUUUCUGGACUUCCCUGUGGGCGCUGGUUUCUCAUAUGCCACAACUACAGACGCUUGGAGCACAACAGAUGUUGAAUCAGCAGAACACGCCCACUAUUUCCUAAGAAAUUGGUUGACAGAGCAUCCAGAUUUCCAGACAAAUCCAGUCUACAUCAGUACCGACUCCUAUGCAGGAAUACAUGGUCCAAUCAUUGCUCAAUAUAUCUUGGAAGGCAACACUGCUGGACUCGACCCAGUUGUGAAUCUCAAAGGGUUAUCACUUAGCUGUCCACACACAGAUACCGUUAUUGAAGCAAACGCAAAAAUACCAUUUGCUCAUCGGUUAGCACUUAUUUCAGAUGAAAUAUAUGAGUCAGCUGUAGAAAGUUGCAACGGAAUAUACACAAAUAUUGAUCCUGCUAACACAGCAUGUGUAGAGGCUAUUGCUGCUAUAGAUGAGUGUACCCAAUUAAUAAGUAUUCAGAAUGUUUUGGAUCCAAAUUGUGCAUUCUUGUCUCCACAAGCACAAGAACUAAAAGCUGGAAGAUAUCUUAGAGGAAACAACAAAAACAACAUCCUUUUAUCCCCAAGAACAAGAUCUGAUCAUGACCUUUACUGCCAUAAUUUUGCUUAUUUGCUCAGUCCUAUUUGGGGAAACUACAAAAGUGUCCAAGAAGCACUCAAUGUGAGAGAGGGAACAGUUAGUGAAUUCUUUAGGUGCAAUAUUAGCUUAUCCUACACAGUGGAUGUGGAUUCUGUUAUCCCAUAUCAUCAGAAUCUAACCAACAAAGGCUUACAACUUCUGGUUUUCAGUGGUGAUCAUGACAUGGUAAUGCCACACAAUGGUAUUGAAAAAUGGAUAGGAUCUUUGGAUUUAACAGUUGACACAGACUGGCGACCAUGGUUUUCUGAUAGUGGUCAAGUUGCAGGGUACACUGUGAAAUAUACAAACAGCGGAUAUCGCUUGACCUAUGCAACUCUUAAGGGAUCUGGUCAUUCUCCAGCAGAGUACAAUCGGGAGGAUUGUUACACCAUGUUCCAUAGAUGGAUUCAUUACUAUCCUAUAUAAUAUUUGAUUUGAAGAUUGGAAAAUCUUGAUUUGGUUUAAGUCAAAUGUAGCAGAUACAUUCCACAAUGGCACAAUGUGGUUCCUGUAUUUUGUUUUUUUGAGUUUUAACUUCAGCUGAACAAUGAGGUAACAACAUUGGAAUAACAUUCAAGAUCAGUAGACUGUCUCGGCAAUGUGUUGUUUCCAAAUAACGCUUUUCUGACAAUUCUUCGCCACUCGGCCUCGAAAUCUUACAUUCCAUUUUUACAACAUAGAGAAGUCAUUUGUAUCCAGGGGAUUAUAAGAUUCCU